AUGAUGUCGCCAGGCGAUGUCGGUGGACUGACUCCUUCAAAGCUCUUGAGCAUCGUUUGGGUUGUCACAGCUAUUGCCAUUACCCUCGUUGUUUUUCGUUUCGCCAUCCGUCUCUUCAUCGUCAAGAAGACAACCAUUGACAACGUCCUUGUUUCAGAUGUGCUUGUACUGUUGGCACUCGCGACCCUGAUUACAAUGGCUGGGUUGUACGGCCAGGUCAUACCCAUCAUGUUCGAUCUGGACUUGGUCAUCGCAGGCAAACCUCCAUUGUCUCCGGAGACUAUGCUUGAAUUCGAGGAGCGAGCGGAUUACUAUCUCAGAGUCCAGUUUGGCAUCAUUAUACUCUUCUGGACUUGCGUGUGGGCUGUCAAACUUUCGAUUCUGGUAUUCUACAAGAGCUUGUUCGACAGACUUUCGCGGGCUUAUCUAUAUGCCUGGUGGGCCGUAGUCGUCUUUGUCGGUCUGACUUAUGUGGGAUGCUGGGCUUUGCAGUUUGAUUCUUGCAGCCCACUAAAGUCCUACUUCAAGAUAGGCGAUUGUGAUAAGCCAAGAGACAUCGGGGUGUCGAACGACAGUCUUUACUACUCCACAGCAGUCGAUAUCGCGUGUGAUCUCCUAAUCAUGGCUCUACCUCUGCACCUACUCAUAGGACUUAUCGGGGUCAAUCGGAAACAGAAGGCAGGCUUGGCUGCCCUCUUCUGCCUCGGCUUCUUCAUCAUUGCCGUGGCCCUCGUUCGCGUCUUCCAGACUAGAACAACGAAGGAGCACCAAGCUGAUCCGAUAUGGCUAGCUUUAUGGUCCCAGAUCGAAGCGAGCGUCGCUGUUGUGGUAUCCUGCCUCCCUUCCUUCGGUUGGCUACUCAACAAGCGUGCCAGCUCUGAAUCCGCCUACAAACGACGAAACCCAUCCUCAUCAGGCCGCUCUACCUCCGGCAUACGAUCCCCCAAGUAUCCCGCAGAGGCCAUGCGGCUUGGGACAAUUCGUCAAGGGACGUUCUUGGAAAUCGAUUCGCAGGACCCGAGGGAUUCUUUCGAUCAUGUUGCGGCUGCAGAGCGAGAAGGGGCACCGAACACGGUCAUUUCAAAAAGUAGUAGAACGGAGAGUCAGGAGGAUGUCCUACCGAGCGUGCCACAUAAUCGCAUAUUGUUGCGGCAGGAUAUGGUCAGGACGGAAGAGACGUUGUGA
Molecule: messenger RNA, 1185 nt
Organism: Letharia columbiana
Lineage: Eukaryota; Fungi; Ascomycota; Lecanoromycetes; Lecanorales; Parmeliaceae
Exons: 6
Coding region: 1-1185 (394 amino acids)
Source: RefSeq, a predicted model, not a curated record